Molecule: messenger RNA, 2555 nt
Organism: Zeugodacus cucurbitae (melon fly)
Lineage: Eukaryota; Metazoa; Arthropoda; Insecta; Diptera; Tephritidae
Product: U3 small nucleolar RNA-associated protein 25 homolog
Exons: 3
Coding region: 122-2263 (713 amino acids)
Biological process (GO): maturation of SSU-rRNA from tricistronic rRNA transcript (SSU-rRNA, 5.8S rRNA, LSU-rRNA)
Cellular component (GO): nucleolus; small-subunit processome
Molecular function (GO): rRNA binding; U3 snoRNA binding
Source: RefSeq, a predicted model, not a curated record
GGCAACACUUCAGUAAAAGCGUGGUUAAAAUAAAAACAAAGAUUGUGCACCGUGCACUCGUACGCGUAUUUUGUUAUAUUGCUUAAAGUUAAUAAUAUAAUUUAAAUAGUAAUUUAACAAUAUGGGAGCAAAGAGAAAGCCAAAAAGCUUUAACAAUAUGGGGGCAAAGAAAAAGCCGAAAGGCGCUGAGCGCAAUCCUCACAUGAAUAAGACAACUAAAAAUCUUAAAUUUAAAAGGAAAGCAAGGGAAAUGAUGGAACAGGCGCUCUUGGAAAAAUCCUACCGAGAGAAGGAGGAAAUCAAAAUAGAUGAGACCGAAGGUAAAAUAUUUGAGUUCAUAAAGGAUGAGGGCGAUGAAAAUGCCGACCAAAAUACCUUCAGCGAACUUAUGGAUACGCUCUCUACAAAAGAACAGGGCCAUACAGCUGCUGAUGAUUCCUUUGAUGAUGAUACGGAAGAUGAGUUAUCAGUUGCAACUGAAGUGAAAAAAGAAGAAGUUGAUGUGAUUGAAGAAACUCCACAAGAAGUUGAGGAAUUAGAAGCACUAGAGUCCAACGACACGUUUGCGUUGCAUUUCGAUUUCGAUUUGCCACUGGAAAGUGUUGAUAACUUGUGGACUGCAGAGGGUGAAGUCAAGAGAAGCAUACUUAGCUGGCCUCAAUUAGGUUCAAUCAAAAUGCAAACACCACAAUUUGAAUGUGGACAACUCUCUAAAAGUGCACCUAAUUGGCAUACCAAUUACAAACUACUUAAUACAGAGCAACUGACUACAAUGAAUAUUAGAAAGGCUAUACUAGAUAACUUUACGAAAGAAAUCACACCUUUACAGUCAGAAGUUUUUCAAAUACUCAAUCACUACAAUGAUUUCUGUCAUCCCAAUGUGCAAAAGGACAAGAUAGACGAAUUACGUUUAUGUUACAGUGCUCACAUACUGAAUCAUAUGCUGAAAACACGUAACCGCAUUCUAAAACAUAACAUGAAAUUGGCAGCUACGCCGAAUAUGGUAACCAUACCGGACAGUUAUCGUGAUCAAGGCUUGGCACGUCCCAAAGUACUUGUCAUUUUGCCAUUCCGGAAAUGCGCUCAUCAGAUUGUGACGAAUAUGGGACGACUAUUGUACGGAAAAAAUAUGGAAACAAAAGUUAUGAACUUCUCGCGUUUUAAUGACGAAUAUACGGGCGAUAGCUUGCGUUUUCCGCAAAACAAACCGAAACCCGAGGACUAUGUAGAAACGUUUAAGGGCAAUAUUGAUGACAACUUCAAAAUUGGCAUUUCUAUAACCAAGAAAAAUUUAAAACUAUACACGGAUUUCAAUGCAUCUGAUAUUAUUAUUGCAUCGCCUUUGGGUCUGCGUUUGGGCAUUGCGUCCAACAGCAAAGAUACGGGCGCUUUUGAUUUUUUAAAUUCCAUCGAACUGCUGGUGCUAGACAAGGCGGAAAUGUUUUUAGCACAGAAUUGGGAAAAUCUACUGCAUGUCAUAGAUCACUUGCAUCUGCAACCACAAUCACUAAGCAAUAUUAAUUUACAACGUGUGCGGCCAUGGUGUUUAAAUGGUUUAUGUCGUUUUUAUCGUCAAACAAUCGUGCUCUCAUCGCAUGAAUUACCCGAAAUACGUUCAUUGUUCUUCAAUAAAUGUUUCAACUACUGUGGUAAGGUGUCCGUUUCGAAUCCGAUACUACAAGGUGACAUAAGCAACGUCUUUAUUACCACACCGCAAUUAUUCCAUUUAAUCGAUACUACGAGUUUGGACGCUGUCUUCGAUACACGCUUCCGUUAUUUCGUCAAAGAAAUAUUGCCACGCUACCGAAAGCCUUCGUUUGCACAUUGCAUGAUAUAUGUGCCCAGUUAUUUUGAUUAUGUACGUUUGCGUAAUUACCUGAAAGCCGAAUCCAUAAGCUUUUCACAAAUUUGUGAAUACACCAAAAGGGAGAAGGUGGCGCGCGCACGCGACAUGUUCUAUCACAGCGGUGUGCACUUUCUACUUUACUCGGAACGUUAUCACUUUUAUCAGCGCACGCGUAUAAAGGGUGUGCGUCAUUUGAUCAUGUAUCAGCCACCAAUGUUUCCACAAUUAUAUUCGGAGAUGGUCAAUAUGAUGAAUGAAAGCAAUCAGAAUUCGGCCGAUGGCUUAGACGACGCGAUGAGUAUAACGGUGUUGUAUACAAAAUAUGACCUAAUACAGUUAAAUGCAAUACUGGGCACAGAAUCGGCGGCAGAAUUACAAAAUUCUAAUAAAACCAUACAUAGCUUUACAAUCAAGUAGUAAAUGACAGCUUAUAAAUUAUUGUAAAUAAAAAGAAUUGUAAGAUUUAAAGUGAGUUGAAUGGAAUAAAAUAAAAUUAAAAGAAAAAAUCGGAAAGGAUUGUAAUUUAAGAAAAUUGAUAACCUUAAAAACAAAACAAAAAUUAAAUGAAACACAAUAGGGAUGUUCUAAAAAUGGCUAAAAUUGAAAAAAGUUGCCACAGGUGAAAGAAAAAUAGUUUUCUAAAGGGAUUAAUGUUAAAAAAGAGAGAUAAAGAAAAGUAUUUCAAAUUAAAAAAAUAAAACAAAGGAAA